Messenger RNA from Dufourea novaeangliae, 12210 nucleotides. It is a transcript of the gene Dnah3, whose product is annotated as dynein heavy chain 3, axonemal. Gene Ontology annotation, biological process: microtubule-based movement. Gene Ontology annotation, cellular component: dynein complex. The record is from RefSeq and is a predicted model, not a curated record. The transcript has 12 exons. Gene Ontology annotation, molecular function: minus-end-directed microtubule motor activity; ATP hydrolysis activity; dynein light intermediate chain binding. The coding region runs from base 1 to 12210 and encodes 4069 amino acids. NCBI's taxonomy places the organism in Eukaryota, Metazoa, Arthropoda, Insecta, Hymenoptera, Halictidae.
AUGAGCAGAAAGAAGUACGAUAAAGAUUUUACUCAAGUACCAUGGAUACCAGCAGUCGAAUCAGCCCAGGAAUUGACAGAAUUCUCAUUGCAUCAGGAAUUAAUAAGAAGACAGAAGUUACAUAGAAAACCCUCUUGGAAGAAAAUCACAUUUAAGCAACAUUUAAAUAAAUAUGAGAAAUUGCCAGACGAUUUUGGCGCUGCGUUUACGACAACAGCAUAUCAAAUUCAUAACAGGAAGUUAAUGAAAGAAAGGAUACCUUUGAAAACAAGUCAUCCUGCUUCCGAUCAAAUACUUACAUCUCCGCCUUUGGAGUACCACAAACAGUAUAAAGGUGAGGUUCGACAAGGAAAAGAACAUGUGCAUUUUCUACCAAGUAAUAUUGUUAGUUUGAAAGAUUUAGCUGAUGGUACAUGGCUAUCUAAUAAUCUUCGAAGAGAAGUUACUAAUAAGUUUAAGAGGGUUGGGAAGAUUAAAAAGUUGAAGAACGCUAAACAAGAUCUCCCAUCACAAUGGAAGAAUCUCCAGCAGCAUGAGGCUGAAUUGCCGAAGUCGAUAGAGGAGCAGAGGGACAAUUUCUUGAAAGAAAUUAGCGACAAAGAGAAGCGUUACACAGAGAUAGAGGACAAUGAAAUAAUUUAUUGGAACGACCCUAAAAUCACAAGCAAUGAAUUAGACAGUUACGACUUCAACAAUCUUGAAGAAGCAAAGCGCUAUAUUGCUGAUAAACUACAAAGACGAGAAGACUUCGAUGAACUGUUGGAUAAAUUGAAGUCUGAAAUCAUUGAUUGUUACAAACAACAUCUUCAAUACACUAUACUAGAUUGCAUUCUUGUGGAUCUCGACGAAAGAAGACGAUUGCGCAUAGAUACGUCGCCUGCGGAAUAUCAGCUUCUGACUAUACGGGCACCUGUUCCUUGGCAUCAGCCUAAACUCAUCGCCGAGCAUUACAUGCAGUAUAAUUUGUUCACUGGAAAUGAGAUAUUGAAAGAUAUUUGGGACCUAACCUCUUCCAAGUACGAAGACAUGAUGAUAAUCAAGAUCGAAGAAAUAGGUGAACUCCCCGUAUCAGCUUUCCUACUAGAGUCCAGAGUGACUGCAGUGUGCAACGAAAAGACGAAUGACCUUAUACAAGGGUGGCUGGCUAAUAUUGCUGAAAUUUUUCUGGAAAAAAAGGACGUUUGGUCCUGUUUGAUCGAGGAGGAUCGUAACGCAUCUAGAGCGAUGAUCGAACGAUAUUUUUUAAGCGUGAACUCUCUAUUGUCUAAACAAUUACGAAGGAUGGCAAUGAAAUCGUUGGUUAGUGUCAGAGAAUUUUUUAUGGAAUACAGUGACGGAAACUACUUCGAGGGUGAUUACGAAGACCUAAUGUUUUACAAAAAAUCUUUUCUAACGGUAUCAAUUGAACCGGAACUCGGCACUUCUUAUUUGCAUUGUAAACCAAGCAUCCAGGAGAUACGGUCAAUAAUUUCACUGUGUAUCCAUAGGAUCAUUCAAGUUGCAGGAUCAAUUCCUAGAAUUGAAAUGCUUUUAUUCCCUGAACUGGAAACGCAGGAGUAUUUGUUUCCCGUGUUGCCAGAUGAGGAAGAGAUAUCAGAGAUAACCAAUUAUGUAAUGGAUAUUGUUAAUGUGCACAUCAUGGGUCCAGAAAUUUAUUUAAAAUGUUACGAAGAUUUAUUGUACAUUUUAAACGGCGAGGCGAAACGAAAUCUAGAUAAAUUCUUCACGACCGAUCCGUUCCCAUUUUUACGUGAGUUUGAGCAAAGAAUACGUGGUUAUGACAGUCUCAGAAAAGAAAUUCUGACAUUUCGCAAUAAGAUUCCUCUGAAUAUGAUCGAAAUCGACUGUUCGUUUGUAAAUGACAGUAUAAGACAAAUUCUAUACGAGCUUCGAAGUCAGAUCUGUGACCAUUUCGCCGACGAAUUACGUGCCAACAAUCGUGACCUGUGCUCCAAUUUCGACACAAUAGCGGAGAACAUCUCGAAGAUGCCGGAGAAGACGCGGGACGUGGUCGAGCUGUACAAUUAUUUAUGCGAGAGUCGUGAUUCGACCAUGUUCAACAUGAAACGACAAUUGACCCGUUCCAUAGAAUUGAUAUUGUUCCUAUUUGAUUACCAACCGCCGACAAACGACGACAUCCAGUUGAAUUCCCGUGCGAUCACGUGGCCGAAGGAAAUGGACACGGUUAUGGAACUGGCGAACGCCAGAUUGAACAUGCGAAAGGAAUUCCUCGAGGAAGUUCUGUACAUGAGAAAGGACACGUUCGAGGAGACCAUCCAGAAUAUGCAAUCGGCGAUCGAGCAGUUCAAACGGAAGGACCCGCCGAUAUUGUCGAUGACGGAAAUGGAAGAGGCGGUGAGAGAGGUCGAGCAGCUUUCCGAUGGAAUGGAGGCGAUCAAGAAAGAAGCGGAGGAGAUCAACGAAGAAGAAUCUCUGUUGGACAUGGAAUUAAGUCCUUAUUUGGCGUUGCCCACGAUGGCCAGCAUAGUGAACACGUUGGACACUGUUUGGCAUACCGCGUUGAAUUUCAACGUGAACUUUGAUAAAUGGUACUACGGACCGUUCGCAGGCCUUGACGCCGAGGAGAUCAGCGAAAUUACAGAAAGUACCUGGCGAACGUUAUACAGAUUAUCGCGUGUUCUUACCGACGUUCCUGGCGCUAGGCGAAUCGUGGAGACCGUCAGAGCUAAGGUGGAGAAGUUCAAACAGCUAAUCCCGGUGAUGCAGAUCAUAUGCACGCCUGGAUUGCAGAAACGACACUGGGAUCAGAUCAGUUCGGUAGCAAACGUGCAGGUGGUGCCUACGGACACCAGCAGCCUGUCAGACAUGAUAGAGUUCGGGUUGCUGGUCCAUAUAAGCAAGCUGGAGGAGAUAGCGUCCGCUGCAGUUAAGGAGCACGGGCUUCAACAGAGUUUGCAGAAGAUGAAAGACGAAUGGACAACCGUGGAGUUCGAGUUGACGGCUUAUCGAGAGACAGGCGUGCAUAUCUUGACGGCUGUGGACGAUAUCCAAAUGCAGCUAGACGAUCACAUCUUGAAGGCUCAGACCAUGCGGAGCUCUCCAUUUGUGAAGGCGUUCGAGUAUGAAAUGCAAGCUUGGGAGGACAAAUUACUCCUCAUGCAGGACAUCAUCGAUCAGUGGCUGCUCUGUCAGGCAACGUGGAUGUACUUGGAACCGAUUUUCAGCAGCGAGGACAUCAUGCGUCAGAUGCCAACCGAAGCGAAGAACUUCCGACGUAUGGACAAGAUCUGGCGCGGUAUCAUGAGGUACGUCGUCGAGAACAAACGUGUAUUGGACGCAACAAAUAUGCUGAACAUGUUGAACGAGUUCAAGCUGUGCAACACGUUACUUGAUGAAAUACAGAAGGGCUUGAACGAUUAUCUCGAGAAGAAACGGUUGUAUUUCCCGAGGUUCUUCUUCUUGUCGAACGACGAGCUCCUGGAGAUACUAUCCGAGACCAAGGAUCCACAAAGAGUGCAGCCACACUUGAAGAAGUGUUUCGAAGGCAUCAGCAAGCUACGGUUUACCCAAGAGGAAGAAAUCAUCGGCAUGUUGUCCGACCAAGAAGAAUACGUGCCGCUGAGCGGAAAGAUAUAUCCGGCCGAUGCCAAAGGUAUGGUUGAAAAGUGGCUAAGCCAGGUUGAGGAUCUUAUGGUCAGUUCUCUUCGUGAUAUCGCGGAGGAAAGUAUAAUAUCGUACUUCACCGCUGCCAGGGAGGAGUGGAUGUUCUCGUGGCCCGGUCAGAUCGUUAUUUGCGGCAGUCAGGUCCACUGGACCAGUGAGGUAUGCGAGUCGAUCGAGAGUCAUACCACCAGGCAAUACUUGGAGACCUGUAACACUCAAAUAGAAGAGACCGUUAGCUUAGUCAGAGGUAAACUAGACCCAGGAGCUAGGACAACGAUCAACGCUCUGAUCGUGAUAGACGUGCACGCCCGAGACGUAGUCAGGUUACUGGUCGACAGACAAGUGACCGACGUUAUGGACUUCGAUUGGAUAUCGCAGUUGAGGUAUUACUGGUUGGACAACAGCAUCACGGUCUCGAUGAUCACGACCAGCUUGGCGUACGCCUUCGAGUAUCUUGGCAACACCGCCAGACUGGUGAUAACUCCCUUAACAGAUCGUUGCUACAGAACUCUAAUGGGCGCCUUGAAAUUAAACUUUGGCGGUUCUCCAGAGGGGCCGGCUGGUACUGGUAAAACAGAGACAGCGAAGGAUCUCGCGAAAGCUGUCGCCAAGCAGUGCGUUGUGUUCAAUUGUUCAGACGGUCUGGACUACAAAGCAAUGGGCAAGUUUUUCAAAGGGCUCGCCCAGUCCGGUGCUUGGGCCUGCUUCGAUGAGUUCAACAGAAUCGACCUGGAGGUGCUCUCUGUAAUCGCCCAGCAGAUCUUGUCCAUACAGAUGGCGAUAAGCAUGAAGCUGGAGAAAUUCCUGUUCGAGGGAACAGAACUGAAACUGAACCCCACAUGCUACAUCAUAAUAACGAUGAAUCCUGGUUACGCCGGACGCCAGGAGCUUCCUGAUAAUUUGAAGGUCCUGUUUCGCUCGGUAGCGAUGAUGGUACCCGACUAUGGCAUGAUAGGAGAGAUCACGUUGUACUCCUUUGGUUUCAUAGACGCCAAGAAUCUCGCUGAGAAGAUUGUCCACACGUACAAACUGUGCUCCGAGCAGCUCAGCUCGCAGAAUCAUUAUGAUUACGGUAUGCGAGCGGUGAAGACCGUACUGAUCGCCGCUGGGAACCUGAAGCUGAAGUAUCCGAACCAGAACGAGUCCACGUUAGUUCUUCGAGCGAUCAUCGACGUGAAUCUCCCGAAAUUCUUGUCCCAGGAUGUUCCUCUGUUCCAUGGUAUAUACACCGAUCUAUUCCCAGGCGUUGAGCUACCUAAGCCGGAUCGCGACGAGCUGAUAGAUUUACUGAAAGUGAUCCUAGAGAAGCGAAAUCUGCAAGCCACGGACUGGUACAUGGAGAAAAUCGUUCAGAUCUAUGAGAUGAUACUGGUGCGACACGGACUGAUGAUUGUUGGACGGACACUUAGCGGGAAGACGAAGGCAUAUCAAUGUUUAGCCGAUGCUCUUGGUGAUUUAGCUGGCAGACGACGCGCUGCUAUGAGAGAGUUCCCAACUGUUUAUAAAAUCAUCAAUCCUAAGGCUAUCACCCUGGAUCAAUUGUAUGGAAGCUUUGAUCCGGUGUCACACGAAUGGAGCGAUGGUGUUCUGGCGAAUAUGUUCAGAGAAUUCGCCCAGUCUUUAUCACUGGACCGCAAGUGGAUCGUCUUCGAUGGCCCCGUCGAUGCUGUAUGGAUAGAAAGCAUGAACACUGUACUAGAUGACAAUAAGAAGCUUUGCUUGAUGUCUGGGGAGAUUAUCACCAUGUCGCACAAGAUGAAUAUGAUGUUCGAACCGGCGGACCUGGAGCAUGCGUCGCCAGCUACCGUUAGCAGAUGCGGAAUGAUUUAUAUGGAACCGUCUCAGCUCGGUUGGAGCGCGCUGUUUGAAUCGUAUAAGGUGUAUCUUAGAGAUAAGCUGCUGUUCGAACAAUUUGAAUUGGUUGUGGAAUUGGUGGAAUGGUUGACAGAGUCAAUUCUUAUUUUCGUGAAAACUCGCUGUAAAACGUUCGUAGAAGUGUCUGAACUUCACAUGUUCCUGUCCUUUACAAGACUUCUCACUGCAAUGUUGAGUGAGGAAACACAAGUCAGUACCGUCUGGCUGCAGUGUAUAUUUUUGUUCAAUGUGGUUUGGGGUAUGUGUUCAACUUUAGUCAGCGACAGCAGAAAGGCCAUUGAUGUUUAUUUAAGAAAAUUGUUACUUGGUAACGAUGACGAUUGUCCCAGACCGAAAUCAUUUAAAUUGUCGAAACAACAGCUAUUUCCUGAUAAAGGCACAAUUUAUGAUUGGAUAUAUGACAAAAGAAAUAAUGGCUGCUGGAUAUCUUGGAUGGACCCGACAUUAGUGAUAUCAUUAAUACCAGAAUCGAAGUCCAAUCAAUUGAUCGUGCCAACGUCUGAAGUAAUAAUCCAAAAUUUCUUUCUAAGCAAUUUGCUCCACCGAUCAGUACCUCUUUUAUUCGUGGGCCCAACUGGUACCGGCAAAUCAGCUGUCACGUUAGAUUACCUGGUAUCUCUGAAUAGAGACAAAUAUCUAGAAAAUGUGGUAAACUUCAGUGCCUGCACUACUGCUAACCAGACGCAAGAAAUGGUCAUGUCCAAGCUGGAUCGUAGAAGGAAAGGUGUCUAUGGCCCACCGAUGGGAAAGAAAUGUAUACUAUUCGUGGAUGAUUUAAGCGUUCCGCAGAAGGAGGUGUACGGUGCUCAGCCGCCGAUUGAAUUGAUUCGACAGUGGAUAGAUCACGGGCACUGGUUCGACGUGAAGGACACAACGAUGCUGUACUUGGUGGACAUGUUCUUGAUCGCUGCGAUGCUGCCACCUGGCGGCAGCUCGAACAUGGUCACGCCUAGGUUAACACGACACACGCAAAUAAUCGGGAUCGACGUGUUCGAGGAAGAGACUAUGUCGAAGAUUUUCUCCACGAUCCUGGAGACUCAUUUCGGAAAAGGAUUUCCAUCGGAGGUUUCGAGGUUAGGGAAAAUGGUCGUGAACGCCACCAUGGACAUAUACUUCGCGGCCAUUCGGAAUUUCUUGCCCACCCCGGCGAAGAGUCACUAUACAUUCAAUCUGCGCGAUUUCAGUCGUGUCAUCAAGGGUAUACUAUUGGUCCCGGCUGCCAGGAUGCAGGACCCAGAUAAAUUGAUCAGACUCUGGAUUCACGAGCUGUACAGGGUGUUCAAUGAUAGAUUAGUGGACCAGAACGAUCAGGACAUUUUAUUCAAGAUGGUUCAGUACACUUGUUACGACCAGUUGCGUCAGCCGUUGGAGAAAGUUCUUGCCAGACUUUUGAACGAAGGGGAAAAGGAUAUUACGAGGUCUCACAUCAGUGAUCUCUUCUUUGGUAAUUACAUCGAGCCGGACGCUGACCCCAAAGUGUACGACGAGGUGGUCGAUUUAGUGGAUCUGCAAAGUAAAAUGGAUUAUUAUUUGAUGGAAUACAACAUGCUCUCAAAAACGCAGAUGUCUUUGGUCCUGUUCCGAUACGCCAUCGAUCAUGUUUCCCGUAUCUCACGCAUACUCUUGCAGGAAAAUGGCCACGCCCUUUUGGUGGGAAUAGGUGGAUCCGGCAGAAGCUCUUGCGCCAAGCUAGCGACUAGCAUGUGCGAAUACGUGAUAUUCCAAAUCGAGAUGACCAGGUUGUACGGAUUCAGUGAGUGGCGGGAGGAUAUGAAGAACCUGCUGUUGCGUGUAGGUUGCGACGGGAAGUCAACAAGCUUCCUCUUCGGCGAUCAUCAGAUAAAAAAAGAAACCUUUGUCGAGGAUAUAAAUAUGAUCUUGAACACCGCGGAUAUACCAAAUUUAUACAAUACCGAGGAGAAGGCUGAGAUUCUAGAUAAAAUGUCGGGUUUGGCCCGUGACACGGGUGGCAAGAAAACAGAGACUACACCGAUGACCCUUUACAGUAUGUUCCUGGAAAGAGUCGUGAAGAAUCUACACCUGAUUCUGGCUAUGUCACCGAUAGGAAACGCGUUUCGAAACCGUCUGAGAAUGUUUCCGUCCCUUAUAAACUGUUGUACCAUCGACUGGUACACCAUCUGGCCGGAGGACGCUCUGGAGAAGGUGGCCCGUAUGUCCCUGCAGACCUUGGACAUCAGCGAGCACCUAAAGGAGAAGUGCGUGCAGAUCUCGAAGGGAUUUCACACGAGUAUCACACAGGCAAGCGAAGACUACUUCAAAACGCAAGGUAGAAGGUAUUAUACAACGCCCACGAGCUUCCUGCAGCUGAUCAAGCUGCUCUGUACAUUGUACGACAAGAAGAUCCAGGAGAUCACGUUGCGGCAGAAUCGUUAUGUGACUGGACUGGAGAAACUGGACUUCGCUGCUGGGGAGAUAGCUGUGAUGAAAGAGGAGCUGCAAGCGCUGCAGCCGAAGCUGUUGGCGCAGUCGGAGUUGAGCAAUAAACUUAUGAUCAAGAUAGAGCAGGACACUAUCAACAUAGAAGCAAGGAAGGAAGUGGUUGCUGCUGAGGAAGCCUUGGCGAACGAGGCCGCAGCUGCUGCUCAGGCGAUCAAAGACGAUUGCGAGAGCGACCUGGCCGAGGCCACACCUGCCCUGGAGGCUGCCCUAAACGCGCUGGACACACUGAAACCCGCGGACAUCACCAUCGUACGGUCCAUGAAGAGUCCACCGGCUGGCGUCAGACUGGUAAUGGAGGCUAUCUGCGUUCUGAAAGGCGUCAAACCUGAAAAAGUCACGGACACGGCGACCGGUCAGUCCACGGAGGACUAUUGGCCAGCCUCGAUAAAGGUGCUGGGCGACAUGAGGUUCCUCGAGAGUCUUAGGAACUUCGACAAGGACAACAUACCGCCGGCGUACAUGAAACGGAUCCGUGAGAAAUUCAUAAACGACAGAAGCUUUCAGCCGGAGGCGAUCAAGAAAGUCUCCACUGCCUGCGAGGGUCUCUGCAAAUGGGUCAGAGCAAUGGAAGUCUACGACCGUGUGAUCAAGGUGGUCAAACCGAAGCAGGAGAUGCUAGCCGAGGCGGAGGCGGCCCUGGCCUCGCAGAUGGAGGCUUUGAAUGCGAAACGGGCUCUCCUGCAGGAAGUCAGCCAGAAGCUGCAGGCGUUGAACGACGAGUUCGCGGAGUGCAUGAGGGAGAAAAAGAAGCUGGAGGAUCAGAUCAACUUCUGCAUGCAGAAGCUAGAUAGGGCUGAGAAGCUGCUGGGUGGUCUGAGCGGCGAGAAGAACAGAUGGAAUGAAACAGCCAUUGCGUGUGGCGAGAGUCUCCAUAACGUGAUUGGUGACGUUUUACUAUGCUCUGGGGUGAUAGCCUACCUAGGGGCCUUCACGAUAGACUACAGGACCAGCCUGAUCGCCCAAUGGCACUCAUCCUGUCGAAAGUCUGCAAUCCCAUGUGGCUUGAAAUUCAGUCUGAUUGAUGUUCUAGGGAAACAGGUGGAGAUCAGAGCGUGGACGAUAUUCGGCCUACCAGCGGACAAUUAUUCCGUGGAGAACGGUAUUAUCGUGAAGAACGCCGAUCGCUGGCCGUUGAUGAUCGAUCCCCAGAACCAGGCGAACAAGUGGGUGAAGAAUAUGGAGAAGGAGAAUAAACUGAUGGUGAUCAAGCUCUCCGACCCGAAUUACGUGAAAGUCGUGGAUACUUGCAUACAGCUUGGAACGCCAGUCUUGUUGGAGAAUAUUCUAGAGGAGAUAGACGCCAUACUGGAGCCGGUGCUGUUGAAGAACAUCUACAAAGAACGUGGGGUACUGUAUAUGAAGUUUGGGGAGAAUGUGAUCGAGUACAACAGCGAUUUUCGUUUCUACAUCACCACUUGCCUGAGGAAUCCUCAUUAUUUACCAGAAGUGGUCGUCAAGGUGACCCUGUUGAACUUUAUGAUCACUCCACAAGGCUUGGAGGAUCAGCUUUUGGGUAUCGUUGUCGCGAAAGAUCUUCCUGUACUCGAGGAACGCAAGAACCAGUUGAUAGUGGAAGGAGCGAACAACAGGAAGAUCCUGGAGGAAAUCGAGGAUAAGAUAUUAGAGGUGUUGUCGUUGUCGGAGGGUAACAUAUUGGAGGACGAAACAGCGAUCACGAUACUAUCCACCUCGAAGGUGUUGUCCGAGGAUAUUCAAGCGAAACAGAAGAUCGCUGCCAAAACGGCCAUCGAGAUCGACAACGCUCGUAACGGGUACACACCUGUGUCGGAGCACGGGUCAGUUCUGUUCUUCUGUAUCUCUGAACUGACCAACAUCGACCCAAUGUACCAGUACUCAUUGGUGUGGUUCAUUCAUCUUUACGUGAUGGCGAUAGCAAACAGCGAACAGUCCAAGGACCUGCAGCAACGGAUAAAAAGUCUUAAUAAAUAUUUCACUGGGAGUAUCUACAGGAACGUGUGUCGGUCCCUGUUCGAGAAAGACAAGUUGAUAUUUUCCUUUGUCCUUUGCGUCGGUCUGCUACGCGCUGCUGGAGAAUUGGACGAGGAUCUCUGGACGUUUCUGCUGACCGGAGGAGUGGCCCUGGACAAUCCGUUUCCGAAUCCUGACCCGUCCUGGUUGACGGACAGGUCGUGGUCCGAAGUGGUUAGGGCUACAGCCUUGAGUGGGCUUACAGAUUUGAAGGUGUCGUUCCAGAGGGACACGUCCAAAUGGAAGGCUUACUACGACUUGUCCAAUCCUCAAGAGAAUCCUUUUCCGCAGCCGUUUGAUCAAACGGAUGGCAUGACGAAGCUGGUGAUCCUUAGGUGUAUAAGACCGGAUAAAAUUGUUGCUGCUGUACGGACCUUCAUCAUCCACCAUAUGGGACAGUCUUUUGUGGAACCACCGCCGUUCGACCUGCAGGCGUCCUACAACGAUUCCAGUAAAGUGACCCCGCUACUUUUCAUUCUGUCGCCUGGAUCCGAUCCGAUGGCUGGAUUAAUCAGAUUCGCGGAGAAUUACGGGAUAUCCAAGAAGAAUCUGAUGACCAUAUCGCUGGGCCAAGGCCAGGGUCCCAUAGCAGCCGGUAUGAUUGAUUCAGGCCUGAAAACUGGGGAAUGGGUGGUGCUGCAGAACUGCCAUCUGGCGGUCUCCUGGAUGAAAGAUCUGGAUCGAAUUUGCGACGAGAUUAUCACGCCCGAGAACACGCAUCCCAAAUUUAGGUUAUGGUUGACCAGUUAUCCGUCCAAAGACUUUCCGAUCUCGAUUCUACAGAAUGGGGUGAAGAUGACCAACGAGCCGCCGAAGGGCCUGAAAAAUAAUUUAUUGAGAAGCUAUCUGAACGACCCGUUAUCGGACCCGAUGUUCUAUAGUAAUUGCAGACAGAUUGUGGAAUGGAGGCAUCUUCUGUUCGCUUUGUGCUUCUUCCAUGCUGUCAUUCAAGAGAGACGGAACUUCGGGCCGUUGGGUUGGAACAUUCCGUACGAAUUUAACGAAUCGGACCUUCGAAUUAGUAUUUUGCAAUUACAGCUCUUUUUAAACGACUACGAUACAAUACCUUUGGACGCACUUCUCUAUCUAACGGGCGAGUGCAAUUAUGGUGGACGUGUAACAGACGAUAAAGAUAGGCGUUUGUUAAAUUCGUUGCUUCAAGGAUUUUACAAUCACAAAGUUAUUAAGGAACGAGAAUACUGUUUCUCACCAAGCUGUUUGUAUCGCAUGCCGCCAAGUACAGACCAUGACGGAUGUGUAAAAUACAUUCGUAGCCUGCCAAUAGAUCAGCAACCGGAGGUUUACGGUUUGCAUGAAAACGCAGAUAUAACGAAAGAUAAUCAGGAAUCGAUGCAGUUGCUCGAUGGCGCUCUACUGACACAGCCGCAUAUCACUGGAGUCGGAGUCGAACGAGAUGUUGACGAGAUGGUCUUCAGUUUAUGCGACGAUAUAUUGUCCAAAAUAAGGAAAGCAUUCGAUGUGAUAGAGGUCGCCAAGAAAUAUCCAGUGCUUUAUAUGAACAGUAUGAACACAGUUCUUCGCCAAGAACUAAUUAGAUUCAAUGAUCUGCUGGAUGUAAUUGACUAUACUUUGAUCAACGUUCAGAAGGCCAUAAAGGGUCUGGUUCUAAUGUCUGCCGAAUUGGAAGAGGUUUUCACGAGCAUGAGCAUUGGCAAAGUGCCUGGAGCUUGGUACAAAAAGUCAUAUCCCUCGUUGAAACCACUUGGCAGCUAUAUUAACGACUUAAUAGACAGACUAGACUUCUUCCAAGAUUGGAUAGACAAGGAUGCACCGAUUGUGUUCUGGAUAUCUGGUUUUUUUUUUACUCAGUCAUUUCUUACCGGUGUUUUGCAAAACUUCGCCCGUAAGCAUAGGAUUCCUAUCGACAGACUAGAUUUUGAAUUUGAGGUGACUAAAUACGAAAGUAGUGUUGACAGUAAACCACCUUACGGAGUAUAUAUAAAGGGCUUAUUUUUAGAAGGUGCUAGAUGGAAUAGAGAAAAGAGAGCAAUGGACGAAUCGAAACCUAAAAUAAUGUUUGACGUUUUACCGGUAAUAUGGCUACAGCCGGGUAUAAAGACCGAAUUCGCCACUAAACCUGUAUAUCAUUGCCCAGUGUACAAAACAAGUGAAAGGCGUGGCGUUUUGGCUACUACUGGUCAUUCCUCCAAUUUUGUAUUAUACAUAUUACUCACGACACAUGACAGUGAAGCUCACUGGAUUAAGAGAGGCGCUGCAUCUUUGUGCCAGCUUGAUGCCUGA